This is a messenger RNA of Ostrinia furnacalis (Asian corn borer), 1348 nucleotides long. Its product is annotated as lipase 1-like. The coding region runs from base 70 to 1254 and encodes 394 amino acids. Lineage: Eukaryota; Metazoa; Arthropoda; Insecta; Lepidoptera; Crambidae. Gene Ontology annotation, molecular function: hydrolase activity, acting on ester bonds. The transcript has a single exon. The record is from RefSeq and is a predicted model, not a curated record.
CCUAGUGAUGGUGUGGAACUGAGGUGUGCCUUGAUACCUCACUAAUACUCCGUGGUGCAUACUCCCAACAUGUUACUAAUCAUAUUUUCGUGCCUUCUUACAUUAUCCGCAGCGAAUGUCCAGAACAUCACUCAAAGCGAAUUUUCGGCUAAUGGAGUCCCAACCUUCCCGCAGCUUGCUUUGAAAUAUGGAUGGAACUGUGAAGAAUACGAUGUAGUGACAGAAGAUGGGUACAUCCUCAAAGUGUUCCACAUCACUGGAAAUGAGUCCAAGAAGCCCGUUCUGCUGAUGCACGGCAUCCUCGACUCAGCCGACUCGUACGUGAUCAGAGGCGAGAUAUCUAUAGCCAUAAACCUGGCAGAAGCAGGCUACGACGUGUGGGCGGGCAACGUCAGGGGGAACAAAUAUUCACGACGCAACGUGAACCUUUCGCCUGACAAGAAUAAGUACAGAUUCUGGGACUUUACUUUCCACGAAAUGGGCAUUUACGACCUGCCCGCUACAAUCGACUUCAUUUUGGCGAAAACAGGCAAGCAGAAGCUGUCCGCCAUUGGGCAUUCCCAGGGCACCACAAUGUUCUAUGCAUUAGGGUCUGUGAAACCAGAGUACAAUGAAAAAAUAUCAGUUUUCAUCUCAUUAGCACCCAUAGCUUACCUGAACGACAUAAGUACCUCUUUAAGGGGGCUAAUAAAACUGUGGCCAAUAAUUAAUGGCUUUUUCAUAGGCUUGGGUUACGAAGGAGUCCUGCAGGACCAGUCGGCUGGGAAUGAAUUAGUAAAAUUCCUGUGUACUCUAGGAGAAAUAGGCUACGAUCUAUGCGUGAAGGGCGUCCUGGCCUCCCUGGCGGGAGAGGACUCGGAGCAGUUGGAGCCAGAGUUCUUGGACGUUUUGGUGGAUCACUACCCAGCUGGCACCUCGCGGAAGGCUUUUUCGCACUACGUCCAAAUCUCAAAUAGCGGUCGCUUUGCGCAGUACGAUUAUGGUACAUUAAAGAACAUGAUUUUGUAUAAGAAGGCAACUCCUCCUGCUUAUGAUUUAUGGAAAGUGACGAUGCCCACAGUCCUCCUGGCGGGAAAAAAUGACGGAGUUUCAGGGAUUAAAGACGUGGAGCGACUGAGGGACGAGCUCGGGAACGUGGUGCGCUACCACGUCAUGGAGCGCGAGAAGUUUAACCACGUUGAUUUCGUUUGGGGGAAAAAUAUGAACGUAUAUAUGACCCCUCUUUUGAGGGAUUUGCUACGCGAAUUUGCCUGAGUGAUUAAAAAUCAAGUUUCUACCCUGGGUUGUUUGUAUGGAGUUGGACAGACUUUUAUUAUAGCUAAUGUAAGAUGGUGCACCUCAGAAUAUG